CUUCUGGGGAAGUAAACAAGUUUGGAAGGGGAGGGUUAGCUUGCACUGGGAAAACUGUCUUCUAUGCAGUCAGACUUUCCACUACAUAUACUGAACUAUGGCAAAUACACUGGUGUCAGUCGUGACAGUCUCCCCAUUGGGAGACAGUCCAGUUCAGGUUGUCUGUCCCGGGUGUCAUCAGACAGUACUCUCCAAGGUGGACUACUCCUCUGGUUUGCUCACUUACCUUUUCUGUGGAGGACUCUUCUUCUGUGGCUUUGUUUUAGGUUGCUGUCUCAUCCCGUUCUGUGUGGACCGGCUGAAAGAUGCAAAGCACACCUGUCCUACCUGCAAGACUGCCCUUGGCGUGUAUAAACGCCUAUAACCGAUAUUAGUGCUACACCAUAUAGUCUAUUCGAUUAGUCGAUUCAUUGGCAACUAUUUUGAUCACCAAAUAAUUGUAAACUUUUCUAAGCAAAAAAAAACAUACAUUUGCUGAUUACAUGCUUCUUAAAUGUGAAUUUGAUGCUUUUCUUUGCCAUACACGAUAGUACACUGAAUUUGAAGAUGUCACCCUGCGUUGUGGGAAAUUACACAGCCUCAACUGAUGUGGUGUCCUUCUUAGGGUUAAACUUCCAACGCAUCCAUCCGUACACCAGACUGCAGUUUCCUCCUGAAUGAACCACUGUUGCAUUCAGAAAAUGUAAUUAUACAGAAUCUUCCAGUAAUAAAGCUUGCCUCUAA
Messenger RNA from Perca fluviatilis (European perch), 723 nucleotides. RefSeq names its product lipopolysaccharide-induced tumor necrosis factor-alpha factor homolog. Gene Ontology annotation, molecular function: zinc ion binding. NCBI's taxonomy places the organism in Eukaryota, Metazoa, Chordata, Actinopteri, Perciformes, Percidae. The record is from RefSeq and is a predicted model, not a curated record. The transcript has 5 exons. Bases 98 to 364 code for a protein of 88 amino acids.